AUGGAUCUGAGCAGCAGCGAGAUUUUGUUGGAAAUCUGUGUCGACUCUAUCGAAUCAGCUAUCGCCGCCGUCCUGGGGGGGACAAAUCGUAUCGAGCUUUGUGCCGCCCUCAGCGAAGGCGGCCUCACGCCAACCGUUGGUUUGCUGCGCGAGGUGAAGCGAUUCAUUGCCGGAACGCCCCGGAAAGUUCCUGUUUAUACGAUGAUACGAUGCCGAAGAGGAAGCGAUUUUCGCUACGAUGACCACGAAAUGAGCAUCAUGACCACUGAUCUUGAGAUGCUGGGCGCAAACGGUGCCGAUGGCUUCGUUUUUGGAGCUCUCGACGAGUUCGGCAAUGUUCAUCGGAAGCAUUGCGAACAGAUGGUGGCAGCGGCCCACCGUACGUCGAAGACCAUUCCGAUAACGUUUCACCGCGCCAUAGAUUGCACACCGGUGGAUAAGCUAAGCGACAACCUACAGCUCAUUGCCGAGCUGGGAUUCAACACUGUGCUUACAAGCGGCUUAAAACCCACGGCAAUGCAAGGUGUAAACACAAUAGCGCGAAUGAAAUCCAUUGUCGAUGAGAUAAAUAAGCGGUUUCGACGACAACUGCUCAUUAUGCCCGGUUCAGGUGUAUCGAAAGAUAAUGUGGUCACAUUGUUAAAACUAACGGACUGCCGAGCGGUACAUGGAUCUGCAAGCAUCGAAAAGUCUCCUGUGGAAACUAGCGGCACGUUGGGGGAAAAAAACGUCGAUUCGUCGCCGUUAAGAGUUUGCAGCAAAUCGAUAGUUGAAGACCUACGACGGUUGAUCGAUGAUGAAUUCAGACAUGAUAACACACAAUGAAUGUAUGGUAUUACGACGAAAAUAAAUGCAAAGUUAAUCUAAUGACAAAAAUAAAUUGGAU
Molecule: messenger RNA, 886 nt
Organism: Anopheles bellator
Lineage: Eukaryota; Metazoa; Arthropoda; Insecta; Diptera; Culicidae
Product: copper homeostasis protein cutC homolog
Exons: 2
Coding region: 1-825 (274 amino acids)
Molecular function (GO): copper ion binding
Source: RefSeq, a predicted model, not a curated record